This is a messenger RNA of Penaeus vannamei (Pacific white shrimp), 666 nucleotides long. The record is from RefSeq and is a predicted model, not a curated record. NCBI's taxonomy places the organism in Eukaryota, Metazoa, Arthropoda, Malacostraca, Decapoda, Penaeidae.
AUGCUAAUUCGCUCCCGUGCUCGCCACUCCAUAUCCGACAUCUUUAAUAGCUCUAUCACUGAGGACGUGGUACCUGGUCUACAGAAGCUUACAAUUAAAGUCUCAAUUCCCAAAACAAAUCCACCAGAUUCUCUCGAUGACCCUAGGCCUACAUCACUAACACCUAUUCCGUGCAAAAUACUCGAGAGAAUAAUUGCUAAGGAAUUGUGGAAAGCAUUCAUCCUCAGAUUAGAUCAUCGCCAAUUCGGAAACAUCAAGUGUAGCUCCAGUGUCCACUACCUAGUUGACCUGAACAAUUACAUCACUUCAAAUUUAGACAAGCGACUUGAGGUCACCGCCGUCCCCAUCGACCUGCGGAAAGUAUUUGAUAUCGAUCACACCACCUUAAUCAAGAAUAUGAUUUCCCUGGGUUUUCACGAGGGCUGGGAGAAAUGGGGCUCCCAGAGGACUCGUGCAAACAACAAAACAUCAGAUGAAACUGAUCUUCACUGCGGUGCCCCUCAAGGAACUGUCCUCGCCCUAAUCUACAAACAUGUGGACGACAUGAAACACAAUCACAAACGAGAGCAAAGCAACAUCUCGUUACAAGACGCCCUCAACCAAGUGUCAGAGUGGGCAUCAUCAAACAAAAUGUCUGUCAACACCAAGAAGUGCACGGAAACGUAA